GGCUAUUCCCUUUUAUUUAGCUGGCGCCGCGAUCAUUCCAGCAGGGGCGGUGGAGAGAUUUGUCGAAAUAGAGAGGUACUGGCCGCGGAGCCUUGCCAGCUGAGUGUCAGGAUAAUGGAAGUUACGUGUUCUCUGGGCAUUAUUGACCCGCGCCUGCGUCAGAGACACACCUGAGCGCCGUUCUGGGAAGCGCGUUUAGCGCAUUAAGCCGGUAGCCUGAUGUUGCUGUGUGUCCGCGGCCCACCGUGAAGUUCCAGCAACGUCCUCUUUCGGCUGAUUUUAAUGAAACAUGGACCAUCCAAGCAAUGGAUAUUCCCGCGAUUUUUAUAAACGACAUAUCUGGAUCCAGGACAAUUCAGUUGUGAAUAAAAUGCAGCAGAGAUAUUGGAAAACAAAGCAAACUCUUAUCAAGGUUACUGGGAAGAAAGAAGAUCAACAUGUUAUAGCUUCAGAUGCAGACCUUGAUGCUAAAUUAGAGGUAUUCCAUUGCGUUCAAAGGACAUGUAUGGAACUUCUGAAGGUCAUUGAACAGUAUCAGAAACAGAUUUGCUUUUUGUCUCAGGAAGAAAAUGAAUUGGGCAAAUUUCUUAGAUCCCAGGGUUCACAGGAUAAAACCAGGGCAGGAAAGAUGAUGCAAGCAACUGGAAAGGCACUAUGUUUCUCCUCACAACAAAGGCUGGCACUCCGUAGUCCUUUAUGUCGACUGUACCAGGAAGUGGAAACUUUUAGGUACCGUGCCAUUUCUGAUACCUGGCUGACAGUGAAUCGAAUGGAACAGUCUCGCACGGAAUACCGGGGAGCACUACUCUGGAUGAAAGAUAUUUCUCAGGAGUUGGAUCCUGAUGUGUAUAAGCAUCUAGAAAAGUUUAGGAAGGUCCAAGGCCAAGUUCGUAUUACGAAGAUUCACUUUGACAAAUUAAAGAAUGAUGUGUGCCAGAAAGUGGAUUUACUGGGAGCAAGUCGUUGCAAUCUUCUUUCUCACAUUUUAGUAACUUAUCAGACAACAUUACUUCAUUUUUGGGAAAAGACUUCCCACACCAUGGCAGCUAUUCACGAAAGUUUCAAAGGCUACCAGCCAUAUGAGUUUGCAAUGUUGAAGGUUUUGCAAGGACCUGUAAAUGAAUUGGUAGAGCAGAUGUCUCAAGGAGAGAAUAAUGCAAAGAAUAAUGUUACAAAGGAUGCGUCUGAUACAGAUGAUGAGCUUAUCUCAUUAAAAGAAGAUAAUGAAAAUAAGGAAUCUAUUACUUCAGAUGCAUCUCUGUCUCCAGUAAUAGGAAAAGAUGGCUUUUCAACUUUGGAAGCCAAGUCUUCAAGCAAUCAGCAUAAAUCAAAAUGUAUAGAUGAUUUGUUAGAUCUGAAGAAGGAAGAAAAGCCAACUUUGUCUCCAAGUGCUCCAACGAAUUUAUUGAUCAACUCCAUUGAAUCUCAAACAAGUGACAAGGAUGAAAUGGCGUUGUUGAAUGAAAUACUAAAUGGGACAUCACUGGAAGAGGGUGACUUCAGCAGAGAAUGGCAAGCAGUAUUCGGAGAAGGUCUGUAUUCACCAAACCAUCCAACAGCUGGUGAAUCGGACCAAUCUCCCUCUCCUUCAAGCUUCCUCCCUUCUCAACUGUUUGACAAAAGCUUGGGAGAUCUAUCAUCUUCAGUUACUGGUUGGACAGCAGUCAGCCUCAAUCAUCAACCUGCAUUUCGGUCAAAAGAGCAGCUAAACGGAUUCAUUGGGGAUAUGAGUAAGAAUCCAUUAAAAGGUGCUUCGAAAAAUUCAACUGACCAGUCUACAUGGUUUAAACUUUUUGCUGACCUGGACCCAUUAUCAAACCCGGAUGCAAUUGGACGAACUGAUGAGGAACAUGAGCUCCUCAAUGCAUGACACACAUUAGUCUAAGGUGUAAUCAUGACUAUAAUAUUGUAAUCUUUGGUAAGUCUAUUGAAUGCUGACUACUAGAUCCUAAUUUUCUAAUCUUUCACUCAUUAUAACCCGCUGAAAAAAAUAUUUAAUUAUUUUUAUCAGCACAAAUGAUAGAAAUCUAUUAAAAAGACAAUCUGUAAAUGUUGAUGUCUUGUUACUAAAUGAUAGAGAGUAAUGUCAUUUUUGUUCAAUUAACCAGAUGUUUUCUAGGCUACUUUCUACAACCAACAAUAAAUCUAUAUAAUUGGCAACACUUUUUAUUCAGAGAAGCUCUGUCAUUGCACAGAGCCAACUUCUACACUGAACAUUUUCCUUAUUCAAUUACUCUCAGAGAACAAAUUGGAAUUUAUUUUCAUCGGGGGGUGGUAAAAUGCUCCAGUCACUCGGAAAUGUACUGUAUAUGUUUCUAUUUUCAUCAGGGAAUCAAUCAUCUCCCCCCUACAUUGUACAUGGCUCUGAUUCUGAAAUACACAUUAAUUCAUGUUCUCAGAUCAUUAGUAAUAGGAACAAAAAAGCAAGUAUCCAUUGAUAUAAUUAGUGGGCUCGUGGCCAAGUGGUUAAGGCAUUGGACUAGUGACCUGAAGGUCGUGAGUUCGAGCCCCAGCCGAGGCAAUCUGUUGUGUCCUUGAGCAAAGCACUUAAUCACACAUUGCUCUGCAACAACACUGGUGCCAAGUUGUAUGGGUCCUAAUGCCCUUCCCUUGGACAACAUUGGUGUCGUGGAGAGGGGAGACUUGCAGCAUGGGCAACCGCUGGUCUUCCAUACAACGUUGCCCAGGCCUGCACCCUGGAGAGUGAAGACUUUCCAGGUGCAGAUCCAUGGUCUUGCAAGACUAAUGGAUGCCUUUAAUUUAAUUAGUUAAAUUUGAGGUUGUUUUGCGAUUUACAUGGUAACUCCAUGUGCCAUUCUAUUAACAGCAUGGGUACUGACUGAGACAUGUUGUAUUGUCAUUAGAUGAAUCAGUAGCCUUGGCAGCAUUGCUAAAUCAGUACAUAUCUCUGAAUCAUGGUUAAAGAAAGAACUACUGCUUUUGGACUGGUAAGCAGAGCCAUAGCAAUUUCAGCUCAAGCAGUCCAGAGCUUUCAAUUCUCCAAAAAGUUUGCAUUAUUGGUCAAUUUUUACAGAGGGAGAGAUGGAGGGAGACACCAAAGUGUGGGGUUAAAAUUGAACCUCAUCAUGCUCAUUUUUCUGGUAGGAAAACCAACGUGCAAUACAGAUACUUAGAGUAGUCGAUUCAUUUACAAUCUAAAUGAAGAGACUAAUGGAUGCUUUACGUUUUUUUGCUCGGCAUAUACCAGCCUCUCUCAUUACCAACGCUAUAGAUGUAUUUUUAAAUUUUCAGUGCUUGUUGCUGUGCCCAACUUGCUUCUCCUUUGUGCUGUUGAUACUGCUGGCUACAUCCUGUUUUCUUUAGCUAGGAGGAUUACUUCAGACAUGCAGCUCACCUGAAUUAUUGAAAUGAGUCUAGAGAUCCAAUUUUGGAUCUGUUGGGGCUGCAUUGGUCAAAGUUUAAAGUAAGUUUAUAAUCGAAGUACAGGUAUGUCAUCAGAAGGGUAGGGAAAGGAAGAAGACAGCAGUAAUAGGGGACUCUAUAGUUAGGGGGUCAGACAGGCAACUGUGUGGAUGCAGGAAAGAAACAUGGAUGGUAGUUUGCCUCCCAGGUGCUAGGGGCUGGGGUGUUUCUGAUUGUGUCCAUGAUAUCCUGAAGUGGUAAGAUGAACAACCAGAGAUUGUGGUAUAUAUUGGUAUCAAUGACAUAGGUAGGAAAAGGGAGGAGGUCCUGAAAACAGACUACAGGGAGUUAGGAAGGAAGUUAAGAAGCAGGACCUCAAAGGUAAUCUCAGGAUUACUGUCUGUGCCACACAACAGUGAGUGUAGGAAUAGAGUGAGGUGGAGGAUAAAUGUGUGGCUGAGAGAUUGGAGCGGGGGGGGCAGGGAUUCGGAUUUCUGGAUUAUUGGGACCUCUUUUGGGGCAGGUGUAACCUGUACAAAAAGGACAGGUUGCACUUGAAUCCAAGGGGGACCAAUAUCCUGGCAGGGAGGUUUGCUAAGGCUAUUGGGAGAGUUUAAACUAGAAGUUUUGGGGGGUGGGAACCAAACUAAAGAGACUGGGGAAGAGGCUGUUGGCUCACAAAUAGAGAAGCUUGGAGACAGUGCGAGAGGGAGGAUAGGCAGGUGAUAGAGAAGGGAUGUGCUCUGACCGAUGGUUUGAGAUGUUUCUAUUUUAAUGCAAGAAGCAUCAUGAACAAAGCAGAUGACCUUAGAGCGUAGAUCAAUACUUAGAGUUAUGAUGUUGUGGCCAUUACGGAGACUUGGAUGGUUCAGUGGCAGGAAUGGUUGCUUAGAGUGCCAGGCUAUAGAUGUUUCAGAAAGGACGGGGAGGGAGGCAAAAGAGGUGGGGGCGUGGCAUUGCUGAUCAGAGAUAGUGUCACGGCUGCAGAAAAGGAGGAAGUCAUGGUGGGAUUGUCUACUGAGUUUCUGUGGGUGGAAGGUAAGAACAGGAAGGGGUCAAUAACUCUAUUGGGUGUUUUUGUAGACCACCCAAUAGUAACAGGGACAUCGAGGAACAGAUAGGGAGACAGAUUCUGGAAAGGUGUGAUAAUAACAGGAUUGUCAUGGUGGGAGAUUUUAAUUUCCCAAAUAUUGAUUGGCAUCUCCCUAGACCAAAGGGUUUAGAUGGGGUGGAGUUUGUUAGGUGUGUUCAGGAAGGUUUCCUGACAAUAUGUAAAUAAGCCUACAAGAGGAGAGACUGUACUUGAUCUGCUAUUGGGAAAUGAACCUGGUCAAGUGACAGAUUUCUGGUCUCUCAGUGGGAGAGACAGUGAUCACAAUUCUAUCUCCUUUACCAAAGCAUUGGAGAGGGAUGGGAACAGACAAGUUAGGAAAGCGUUUAAUUGGAAAAGGGGAAAUAUGAAGCUAUCAGGCAGGAACUUGGAAGCAUAAAUUGGGAACAGAUAUUCUCAGGGAAAUGUACGGCAGGAAUGUGGCAAAUGUUCAGGGGAUAUUUGCGUGACGUUCUGCAUAAAUACAUUCCAAUGAGACAGGGAAAGGAUGGUAGGGCACAGGAACCAUGGUGUUCAAAGCUUGUUGAAAAUCUAGUCAAGAAGAAAAGAAAAGCUUACGAAAGGUUCAAAGAACUAGGUGAUGAUAGAGAUCAAGAAGAUUAUAAGGCUAGCAGAAAGGAGGUUGAGAAGGCCUUGGCCAAGUGUGACAGUGGAGAACUAUGUAUGGAACCGGAGGAGAUAACAGAGAUACUUAAUGAAUCCUUUGCUUCAGUAUUCACUAGGGAAAAGGAUCUUGGUGAUUGCAGGGAUGACUUACAGUGGAUUGAAAAGAUUGAGCAUAUCGACAUUAAGAAAGAGCAUGUGCUGGAGCUUUUGGAAAGCAUCAAGUUGGAUAAGUCACUUGGAUCGGACGAGAUGUAGCCCAGGCUACUGUGGGAGGCGAGGGAUGAGAUUGCUGAGCCUCUGGCAAUGAUCUUUGCAUCAUCAAUGGGGACGGGAGAGGUUCCAGAGGAUUGGAGGCUUGCGGAUGUUGUUCCUUUAUUCAAGAAAGGGAGUAGAGAUAGCCCAGGAAAUUAUAGCCCGGUGAGCCUAACUUCAGUGGUUGGUAAGUUGAUGGAAAAGAUUCUGAGAGGCAGGAUUUAUGAACAUUUGGAGAGGUAUAAUAUGAUUAGGAAUAGUCAGCAUGGCUUUGUCAAGGGCAGUUCAUGCCUUAUGAGCCUGAUUGAAAUUUUUGAGGAUGUGACUAAACGCAUUGAUGAUUGUAGAGCAGUAGAUGUCGUGUAUAUGGAUUUCAGCAAGGCAUUUGAUAAGAUACCCUAUACAAGGCUUAUUGAGAAAGUAAGGAGGCAUAGGAUCCAAGGGAACAUUGCUUUGUGGAUCCAGAAUUGGCUUGCCCACAGAAGGCAAAGAGUGGUUGUAGCUGGCUCAUAUUCUGCAUGGCGGUCGGUGACCAGUGGUGUGCCUCAGGGAUCUGUUCUGGGGCCUCUUCUCUUUGUGAUUUUUAAUAAGUGACCUGGAUGAAGAAGUGGAGGGAUGGGUUAGUAAAUUUGCUGAUGACACAAAGGUUGGGGGUGUUGUGGAUAGUGUGGAGGGCUGUCAGAGGUUACUGCGGGACAUCGAUAGGAUGCAAAACUGGGCUGAGAAGUGGCAGAUGGAGUUCAACCCAGGUAAGUGUAAGGUGUUUCAUUUGGGUAGGUCAAAUAUGAUGGCAGAAGAUAGUAUUAAUGGUAAGAUUUUUAGCAAUGUGGAGGAUCAGAGGGACCUUAGGGUCCGAGUGCAUUGGAGACUAAAAGCUGCUGCGCAGAUUGACUCUGUGGUUAAGAAGGCACACAGUGCAUUGGCCUUCAUCAGUCAUGGGAUUGAGUUCAAGAGCCGAGAGAUAAUGUUGCAGCUAUAUAGGACCCUGGUCAGGCUCCACUUGGAGUACUGUACUCAGUAUUGGUCACCUCGCUACAGGAAGGAUGUGGAAACUAUAGAAAGUGUGCAAAGGAGAUUUACAAGAAUGUUGCCUUUAUUGGGGAGCAUGCCUUAUAGGAUGAGUGAACUCGGCUUUUUCUCCUUGGAGUGGUGGAGGAUGAGAGGUGAGCUGAUAGAGGUGUAUAAGAUGAUGACAGGCAUUGAUUGUGUGGAUAGUCAGAGGCUUUUUCCCAGGGCUGAAAUGGCUAACAUGAGAGGGCACAGUUUUAAGAUGCUUGAAAGUAGAUACAGAGGAGAUGUUAGGUUUUUUUUCACACACAGAGAGUGGUGAGUGCAUGGAAUGGGCUGCUGGCAAUGGUGGUGGAGGCGGAUAUGAUAGGGUCUUUUAAGUGUUACGUACGCCAUAACUGGGAUGCCAAACCAGCAGAAAUGGACCACUUAGUUGGAGUCUGGAUUACUGGAACUAAGAAAGUUUUAUUAAAGAAAUAAGUAACACAGUACUCUAAUCGUAAGGAUGUAAAUGCAACAGGUUAGCAAUGAUAAAACACACAUGUACACAGAACUAGGAUAAUAGGAAUCAAUCAAGCUCUAUCGCAGUCUAGGGGUAAAAUGAUCAGUCUCAAGUGGCGCAGAGUUCAGUUCAGCUUAGUACAGUUCGCAGUAAUCGCUGUUGUGCCAUUGGAGAGAGGGAGAGGGAAUAUGCAAAUUCUGAUUCACACAGACCUUUGUUCUUCGCAGUUGACUUUCGGGCGGACUCUUUUAAUGUCUUCUGUGGUCACCGACUGUGACCCCUCCGUUCCGGAUACGACCGUUCUUCCGCGGUGAACCCGGCACCCAGGCAAGGGCCGACACACACACCAGGUUCCCGCCGAUCGUACCUUUUCACCCUGUGCAUCUAUGGUUGGUCCCGCGACCAGACCUCCAAACUCCCGCCAACCUGUGGGAGCACACUGCUUUUCCAGGGUCUCAUUAUCUUGUGAUCUUGUGGAGUCUGUCGUGCCUUAGAGAACCUGUUCCUUUUAUCCCCCUGCUGGGGUAUCGCCUGUCCAUCAAACUUCAAAUAGUUCAGGUUCAAAGCAACCGGUCUGUCAAUACUCGGAACUGUGUCUCUUUUUGUUAAUCUCUCUCCUCUCUCAUUAACAUUUUGAACGCUUCUCCAUUUGUCUCUCUUACCGCUCUCAUCAGUAUCAAUCUUCUGAUAACUUGGUUUUUCGUCACAUAAGAGACUCCUGGAUAGAUACAUGGAGCUUAGAAAAAUAGAGGGCUAUGGGUGAGCCUAGGUAAUUUUUCUGUAAGUACAUGUUCAGCACAGCAUUUGUGGGCUGAAGGGCCUGUGUUGUGCUGUAGGUUUUCUGUGUUUUUAUGUACAACAUUGAGAUUCAUCUUCUUGUGGGCAAACUCAAUAAAUCCAAUAACCAUAAUAGUAUCGAUGAAAGGCCCUACCAACCGGGUGGACAACCAAUGUGAGUUUUAAAAAAACACGGUACAAAUACAAAAAGGAAAACAAAUUAUAAUAUAAAUAAACAACCAAUAAAUAUUAAGAACAGGAGAUAAAGAGUUGUUGAAAGUGAGUCAUAGGUUGUGGGAAUAGUUCAGUAAUGGGUCAUGGUGUUGCUUGGUACAAAAAUGGGUAAAGUCAUUUCUGCCCCAAAAUAUUGCGAUUUAACUACUCCAAUCUGUAAAUAUCAAUACUCGUUUGAUAAAAUCUAAACCAAAUUGAAGUAAUUUAUAAUUUAUGUUCAAUGAAAAAAGCUCUAAAUCUUUCCCACAUCAUAGAUUAAUCCAUCUGUAAUACCAGAGUCUUUUUAAGAGCAAAGGUUAUAAGACAUUUGAAUAGAAUUAGGCCAUUUGGCCCAUUGGGUGUAUUCCACCGUUUUAUCAUGGCUGAUUUGUUAUCCUUCUCAACCCCAUUCGCCUGCGUUCUCCUCAUAACUUUUGACACCUUUACUAAUCAAGAAUUUAUCAACCUCCACUUUAAAUAUACCCAAUGACUUGGCCUCCACAGCCAUCUGUGGCAAUGAAUUUCACAGAUUCGCCACCACCUUGCUAAAGAAAUUAUUACUCAUCACUGUUCUAAAGGGAUGUGCUUGUCAGGCUUUCAUAGAUCAUGUAUGGUAUUUCAUAAGUAUUCUCAUCCACAAUUUGUACAAGUUAAAAAUAAAAUCUUUGGUUAUAACUAGCUUCUCUUAAUGAAUUCUAACAUGAUUAGGCUAAUAGCCAUUAGUUGAAUCCAUUUUAGAAUUUUAAGUGAAAGUCAAAAUUUGGCUUGUAUAAUGUUUUCUUAAAUGAAAAUACUGUUGUAGUUCUUAUUUCAGUGUGAAAUAUUAGUUGAUAUUAUCUGCCAUUGCUAUCACAGAGGAUGUCUAAACCCAAUUCAUCUCCCAUUCCAAAAUCUGUACAGUGUUUCUGGGGAUUAUAAGAGACUGCCAUUCAGUUUCUUGUAUUCAUCCUUUCUCUUCCAACAGCUACCCGCUUAGUCCAUCUCUUUCUCCACUGCUCUACAGUUUUUAAAGUGUAUAUACCCAGUCACCUUUUUUGCAUGGUCCUGUUGGAUCUACUUCUGUAAUGCUUUGAUGUAGUGUUUUCCUGAUCACAAGUGUGCUUUAUAAGUCCUCACCAUUCCUUAAUUCCAAAAUUAUCUCCAGUUUGAUGAGUCAGCUCCUUAUUUAUUUUGCAAAACAAAAUCCACUUUACAAACUAAAAUCGUUAAUUUUGAAUGUUUCUAAUAAUCAACCUCAAACUUUUGUCCCGAGGAAAAUGAUUGCAGCUUCACCAGUCAGUUAAGAUUGAGGUCCAGCCUUCCUGAUCAACAUUCUAGCUCAUCUUCUCUGCAUCUUCCAAAGCCCAAGCAUCCUUCCUCUGGUAUUCUAACUGCAUAACAUAAUCUGACUGAGACAUGAUCACAACUUGUAAAUGUUUAAUAUCUCUCUUGUUUGUACAAUAAUCCUUGGGAAAGACAAUGAUCCCUAAAGCAACUGUAACAGCUUUAAUACAUUACAGCACAAGAACAGGCCCUUUUGCCCAUUGUAUUAUGCUGAACUAAUUAAACUAGCCACCAAAUGCCCAACUAAGCUAGUCCCUUGUGACUACACAAUGUCCAUAUCUUCUUUCUCGCGAAACACCUCUAUUGUAUUUGCCUCCACCGCCACCCCUGGCAGCACAGUCCAGAUACCCAUCUCUCUGUAAAAGAAAUCUUGCCCUGUGUAUCUCCUUUUAAUUUGCACCCCCCCGCCACCCCACCUUAAAUGGAUGCUGCCUGGAAUUAAACACUAUAAGCCUCAGAAAAAGUUCAUUGUUUUCUAUUCUAUCUAUAUCUCUCACAAACUUGUAAACUUCUAUCAGGUCUCCUCUCAGCUUCUGCUGCUCCAGCGAAAGCAGUCCAAGUUUGUCCAACUUUGCCUCGUAGAACAUGCCCUCUAAUUCAGGCAGCACCCUAACGAGCCUCUUCUGCACCCUCUCCAAAGCCUCAACAUCCUUCCUAUAAUGGGACAAUCAGAAAUGAAUCCAAUACUCCAGCAGUGGCCUAGCUAGAGUUUUAUAAAGCUGUAAAAUAACUUCCUUGCUCUUGAGCUGAAUUCGUCAACUAAUAAGGGCAAGCAUGCUACUUGCCAUCUUUCCCAAACUGUUUACCAGUGUGGCCACUUUUAGGGAACUAUGGGCUUGAACUCUGCAGCAGCACCGUGUUGAGUCUUGCCACUAACUGCAUACUGUUCCUUUACACUUCAUCUUCCAAAGGACAACAAUUAAAAUUUGGCUGGGGUAAACACCAGCUGCCAAUUCUCCACCCAUAUCUGCAACUGAUCCAUGUUCCGCUGUAUCCUUUGGCAGUCUUCUAUACUAUCUGUAAAAUCAUCUGCAAGUGUACUAAUCCACUGGACACAUUUUCAUCCAGGUGAUUAGUAGAGGUCUCACCACAGAUCCCCAUUCAACACUAUUAGUCACAGACCUCCAGCCAAGAACAAGUCACAUUGACCAUUACCCUAUGUCUUCUGUAACUCUGAGCUUCUUCAACUUGUCUGAUCGUGCAGUUCCUUUAAAAUUAUAUCAUCUAAUUUAUAUUGUCUCUCCUUAAUAUGAAAUGAUGCAGGAAGAUUAUUUUGAGUGAACAGGUUCUACAUUAAAUGAACUGACCAUAUGAAUUCAGGACUCUCAUCAAGAUGUAUGAACGAUGACAGAUAAACCUCUGCAUCGACACACUGCUGGUUUACACAUCCCAAAAAUGUAAUGUUGGGCUGCCUAUCUCACCAGCACACAGUUUAGGGAAGUGCCAGGAAAGGAAUACAGCAAAAAAUUGAAGCAAAUGUAGCCAGCAGAGGCUGUCAGGAGGACUGCAGAGUUGCAUCUAGAAUUCAGAAGAAAAACAUAAACAGUUUUAACUGCAACCACACACAAAAUACUGGAGGAACUGAGCAGGUCAGGCAGCAUCUAUGGAAAUGAAUAAACAAUCGAUGUUUCUGGACUGAGAAGGAAGGGGGAAGAUGCCAGAAAGUUUUAACUGUCAGACUUUAAAAUGCUUGAUCUUUUUUUAAUGUAGGAUUAUGAACAUCUUCGAAUAAUUACAUUUAAUUGUUGUGACACAGUGGUUCUUUCACAGACUUUGUCCUCUGACAAAGAACCCUGGUUGUGGAAAAUUUCAAGUAAAAGGCAGCACAGCUCGGGGAUCUGGAUUUGAUCCAGAUCUCGGGGGCUGUCUGUGGUAGUAUGAGUACAUUUUCCCUGUGAUGUUAAUUGGUUAGGCCCAUCACCCCUACUGAAGCAAUGGCUGCCGACAGCAUCUCGCCAGGGGCCUCUGUCCUGGGCCAGGCAAUGAAGUUAUCCCCAGGUGCAGGCCAUCUUCUUGGUGUAUGCUUCCUGUCCCAGGGAUGAAGUCUGUUGGUGUAUCUACAGGAUGCAUUUGCUAGCCUCUUGGCAACCCUCCUUUUGCAAACAGACUUGGGACCAUCCAUAGUAGAGUUAUCACAAAGAUGUACUGGUAGAUUAAUUGAUUAUUGUGAAUUGGGGAGGGAGUUGUAGAUCAGAGAAAGAUUAGUGAGAAUAGGAAUGUCAAUGGGGUGAACGGCAGCCUCUUGCCUUAUACAAUAUAAAAAUAUUUACACAACUGAGCUAGCUAGACAUUCACCACUGUAAUCUCUGGCGAAUGACUGGAAAUAGAUACACUGACCUUUCCUUGCCGACCUUGAGGCACAAGCAAAUUCCUUAAUGUUGCUGUUAACUAAAUUGUGAUUGGCUGUCUGCAUAGACCAGGAAUCAAAUGUGAGUGAGGUCUUGCUCAUCUGAAUUCUUCACUACACUUGCAAAAUAUUGAAUUUUGGUAGUUGCCAAAUGCUGCCAAUUUAGGCUCCAUUGACAACAGUAUCAUAUUUUAGGCAGGCACUGGUGCAUUUUAUGUACAUUGUUUUAUAUAUUUCCUGGAUCUAUUUCUAUUAGCAAAGAUAAGAAUUUGAUUCAAGUGCUUUUUCUUAUUUAUCUCUCAUACUGUUGUUUGCUUCAAAAGAUGAAACGUUAUAAACCGAGUGAAAUUUUCUUUUUGAGGUAAAAUGAUAUAGAUUACAUUGCUUUUUUUUUGUUUCCACAAAAAAGUUGGCUUGUAAGAUUAAAAAAAAUCGGUUCUAAGCUUUUCCAUUCACUAUGUGAUGCAUUAUUUAUUUUCUGAAUACAUUUUCAAGAUUGUGUGGAAUAGCGAUGUAACUGCAAUUGGUUCUUUUAUAAAAUCCCAAUAGUAAAUUUAUUCAAAAUAAUAAGCUACAAAGCCUAUAAAAAGUAUUAACACCCCCCCCCAGAAGUUUUCAUGUUUUAUUGUUUUAUAACACUAAAUCACAGUGGAUUUAAUUUGGUUUUUUGGACACUGAUCAACAGAAAAAUACUUUUCAUGGAAACAGAUCUCUGCAAAAUGAUCUAAAUUAAUUUAAAAUAUAAAACACAAAAUAAUUAAGCGCAUAAGAAUUCACCCUCUUUGAUAAGACACACCAAACCAUCACUGGUGCAGCCAUUUGGUUUUAGAAGUCACAUAAUUAGUUAAUUGGAGAUCAUCAUAUGUAGUCAAAGUGUUUCAAUUGAUUUUAAUAAAAUACGCCUGUGUCUGGAAGGUCUACUGCUGGUGAGUCAGUAUCCUGGCAAAAUAUACACCAUGAAGACGAAAGAAAACUCCAAGCAACUCUGUGAAAAGGUUAUUGACAAGCACAAAUCAGGAGAUGGAUACAAGAAAACUUACAAGGGAAAAAAUAUGGCGCAGCUGUAAACCUGCCAACAGCAAACAGUCCUCAAAAGCUGAGUGGUCGUGCAAGAAGGGGACUAGAGAGGGAGGCCACCAAGAGAACAAUGACAGCUCUGGAGGAGUUGCAAGCUUCAGUGGCUGAGAUGGGAGAAACUGUGCAUACAAUGACUGUUGCCCAGCUGCUUCACCAGUCACAGCUUUAUUAGAGAACAGCAAAGGGAAAGCACUGUUGAAAAAACUCAUGAAAUCUCAGCUUGAUUUUGCCAGAAGGCAUGUGAGAGACUCUGAAGCCAGCUGGACGAAGGUUCCAUGGUCUGCUGAAACCAAAAUUGAGCUUUUUGGCUGUCAGACGAAAUGCUAUGUUUGGUGUAAGCCAAAACACUGCACAUUAUCAAAAACACACCAUAUCUACUGUGAAGCACGGUGAUGGCUGCAUCAUGCUGUAGGGAUGCUUCUCUGCAGCAGGCCUUGGAAGGCUUGUGAAUGUAGACGGUAAAAUGAAUACAGCAAAAUACAGGGAAAUCCUGGAGGAAAACUGGAUGCAGUCUGCAAGAGAACUGUGACUUAGGAGAAGAUUUGUUUUCCAGCAAGACAAUGACCCCAAGCAUAAAGCCAAAGCUACACAGGAGUGGCUUAAAAACAAAGUUAAUAUCCUGGAGUGGCCAAGUCAGUGUCCAGACCUCAAUCAAAUUGAGAAUUUGUGGCUGGAUUGAAAAGGACUAUUCACUCAUGAUCCCCAUGCAAACUGACAGAGCUUGAGGAGUUUUGUAAAGAAGAAUGGGGAAAAAUUACCGUGUCCAGAUGUGCAAAGCUGAUAGAGACCUAUCCAAAAGUACAUCUACUAAAUACUGACUUGAAGGGGGUGAAUACUUGUGCAAUCAAUUAUUUUGUGUUUUAUAUUUGUAAUUAAUUUACAUCACUUUGUAGAGAUCUGUUUUCACUUUGACAUGAGUCUUUUUCUGUUGAUCAGUGCUGGGGGGAAAAGAAACAAAUCCACUAUGAUUCAAU
Messenger RNA from Mobula hypostoma (lesser devil ray), 13553 nucleotides. RefSeq names its product islet cell autoantigen 1 (gene ica1). Gene Ontology annotation, molecular function: protein domain specific binding. Gene Ontology annotation, biological process: regulation of transport. The record is from RefSeq and is a predicted model, not a curated record. Gene Ontology annotation, cellular component: Golgi apparatus. NCBI's taxonomy places the organism in Eukaryota, Metazoa, Chordata, Chondrichthyes, Myliobatiformes, Myliobatidae. Bases 290 to 1870 code for a protein of 526 amino acids. The transcript is spliced from 15 exons.